CGCGGCUCCCCCCACCAGCCGCUUGGAGAUGCUGUACAGCACCCUGCUGCGUUUCCUCCGCAACAGAGAUAGCCCGGUGUGCCGAGAGAUGGCGGUGGUCCUACUGGCCGCCUUGGCACAGGGGGACAGCCUGGCAGCGAGGGCGAUUGCCUCGCAGGAGAGGAGCGUUGGUGACUUGCUGGGCUUCUUGGAGGACGGCCUGGCCGCCGCGCGGUGCCAGCAGAGCCAGGCCGGCCCGGUGCCCGAGCAGAACGCGCCCUGCGAGCCGCCGAGCGUGGACAUGAUGCACCGAGCGGCUCGGGCGCUGCUCACCCUGGCUGAGGUGGGCGAGAGCUGCUCGCAGUUCACGCUGCACGAGUCGCGGCUGUUGGACAUCUCCGUGUCACCUGCGGUGGAUUCCUUGGUCUCCCAGGUUAUCUGCGACGUGCUGUUCUUCAUUGCCCGGCCCUGACAGCUGCGGGGUGCAGCUCACCCUGUGAGCGUGCGUGAGCGGAGAACUGAGAAGCCGACGGUUGCCCUUUAUUUAUGCACAGCCACCUCGGGAAUCCGCUGCCUGCCCUGCGCUGUCCUGCUUCUCUCUUGGAGGAUGAUGUCCCCAUUUCCUUUCCCCUUCUCCUUCAAAUUUCUUCAAAUUUGUCCCAAAUCCCUCAUUAAAAGACACAAAAUUCUUUCUA
Messenger RNA from Lagopus leucura (white-tailed ptarmigan), 674 nucleotides. Its product is annotated as AT-rich interactive domain-containing protein 1A-like. Bases 29 to 451 code for a protein of 140 amino acids. Gene Ontology annotation, cellular component: nBAF complex; brahma complex; nucleoplasm. The record is from RefSeq and is a predicted model, not a curated record. Gene Ontology annotation, biological process: positive regulation of DNA-templated transcription; chromatin remodeling; regulation of transcription by RNA polymerase II. The transcript has a single exon. NCBI's taxonomy places the organism in Eukaryota, Metazoa, Chordata, Aves, Galliformes, Phasianidae. Gene Ontology annotation, molecular function: nucleosome binding.